Molecule: messenger RNA, 2067 nt
Organism: Dictyostelium purpureum
Lineage: Eukaryota; Evosea; Eumycetozoa; Dictyosteliales; Dictyosteliaceae
Exons: 1
Coding region: 1-2067 (688 amino acids)
Source: RefSeq, a predicted model, not a curated record
AUGGAUAGUAAUAACAAAAGUUAUAGUAAUACUAUUGAUAGUGUUAAUAAUAAAAAUGAUAUUUUAUUUAAAAAAAUUUGGAAUAAUAUCGUAAUAAGAAAAAAAAUUAAAUUUUAUUUAAAUUUUUUUAAUUUAUAUUACCAUACAAGAAUUUUUACAAUUAAAGAAUAUGAAUCGUUCAAAUUUAAAAGUUUUUUAAGAAGUAUAAUACUAGAGUUUGACAACACAGAUAAACACAAACUAUUCGAAUGGAUGAGCGAACUACCACCCAAUAUUGAACAAAUUCGAUUCAAAAACAUGGUUUAUUUUAGGAAUCCCACAUUUCACUCAUUUAAAGAUGAAGAUUUCGAUCCAUUUGGUAGACCACUUACUACAAUCGAUAUACCACCGCAAAUUAGUCAUAUUUCAUUCGAUCCAUUGUUUAACCAACCAUUUUUAGAACCACUACCAAACACAUUAAAAUCUGUAGAACUUUGCAAGUUUUUUAGACAACCACUGCAUUGUGCCAACGAUACUAGCAAAUCUUUCCUACCAGAGGAUUUACAAGAGCUUCGUUUCUAUUUCAAAGGUCUUUUCAACACACCUAUCGAAAAACACCAUCUGCCAAAAAAGCUACGUAAAAUGGUAAUGGGUCUAAGCUUUAACCAACCAAUAGGACAUGGCGUUCUACCCGAUACUUUAGAGUCCCUCGAGUUUUCAUACCAUUUUAACCAACCACUAUCACCAGGAGUUUUACCCGAGGGUUUAACAUUUUUAAGGUUUGGUAACUCUUAUAAUCAGCCAUUGAUUGGUAUCCCAUCCACCGUGCGUACCCUAGUUCUGGGUACUGACUUUAACCAACCAAUAGCACCAGGGCAACUUCCAUAUGGGCUUAGAGAGUUAAUAUUUUCAAAUACAUCGCAAUUCAAUCAACAUAUUGACACCUCAAUUUUACCAAAUACAAUUACAAAAUUAAACUUUGGAUGUGGCUUUUACCAACCAUUAACACCCAACUCUAUACCUCCAUCAGUUACAGAACUUUCCUUGGGCGGUUCACCAAACACCAUUUUUGGUGACUAUUGGAGCAUUAAUGCCAACUUACCAACAUUACUAGGAACCAAUAUGAUCUCAAAGUAUAUCGUUACACCAAACUGUUUACCCAAAUCAAUUAAUGCACUUCAACUUAACCCUAGCUUUUUUAUCAAAAAGGGAUCCAUACCAAACAGUGUAUACGAACUACAAGGAUGUAAUUUCAAAUUUGUUCAGUUUAUUCCUCAAAGUGUUCAUAAGCUUAAAUUAAAUAAUGAUUUUAAUCGACCAUUCAAGAUGGGCGAACUUCCAUCACAUCUCCUUACACUCGAUUUGGGUGGUGAUUAUGACCAGCCCAUUACAACCAAAACAUUUUUAAAUAAUCCAUCACUAACCAAACUCAAACUAUCAACUCAUUUUAAAUCAACUAUACAACCAUUCUCACUACCACCAUUAAAGAAAUUAUAUUUAGGAUUUUCAUAUAAUAACCCACAACCAUUCAAUAUCCCACAAACAUUAACAUAUUUGGAUCUUGGUAAUGAAAUGAAUCAACCGCUUCAUAAUUUCCAUAUGGAUACUGCUGCAUCACUAAAAUAUUUAAAAUUGGGUUCUAAAUUUAAUCAAACUAUAAUUCCAUGUUCACUACCACUACAGCUAAUCCUCCUCGAACUUGGUACAGAUUUUUCACAACCUAUCGAUACCAAUUGGUUACCUCCUAAUCUUAAAGCAUUAAUUAUUCAGGGAUCAAAUACAACAAUCGACGAAUUUCCAUUAUCACCAUUACUAGAAUAUAUAAUCAUCCCAAACAAUAAUAAUAAGUUCAUCAAUUCACUUUAUGAUUUAAAUAAUAUUUUAAAACAAAAAAGGAAAAUUAAAAAAUAUCAAUUACUCGAAAAAGAUAACGAUCAUAAUAACAGUGAUAUUAUAGUUAAUGAUAGUAAUGAAGAAGACAUAUAUGAAUAUGAUUUAUUUAAUGUAAUUAAAGUUUCAAAUUAUAAUAAUACAAAAUUGUUUUCAAAAUAUUAUAAAAUUUUUAAGGAAAAUAAACCAACUUUUUAA